Lithohypha guttulata is the source of this 558-nucleotide messenger RNA. RefSeq lists its product as uncharacterized. The transcript is spliced from 2 exons. Bases 1 to 558 code for a protein of 185 amino acids. The record is from RefSeq and is a predicted model, not a curated record. Lineage: Eukaryota; Fungi; Ascomycota; Eurotiomycetes; Chaetothyriales; Trichomeriaceae.
AUGGAAACCUCAACAGCAGUCAAGCUGCCAAAAGUAGCCAUCAGGUUCUGCGUACAGUGCAAAUGGAAUCUACGAGCCGCAUACUACGCUCAAGAACUUCUGCAAACUUUCUCCGAAACUCUAGGUGAAGUAUCCCUCAUUCCAGUGACAGGAGGCACAUUCACGAUCAAUCUCUACACUGGCGCCAUACCCAGCUCUCUUUCAGAAGAGAAUUCUCUCUCUGCGGAAUCAUCUACCAUCACAGACACCCUAAUCUGGGACAGGAAGCGAGACGGUGGCUUCCCGGAGACGAAAGAGCUAAAGAAUCGUGUUCGGAAUGUAAUAGACCCGAACAGAGACAUGGGACAUGUAGAUCGUGCUUUGAAGAAAGGAGGGCAAGGGAAACCAGAAGAGGAGCAAGAAGUGGUGCGAAAGGGCAGUGCGGAGGCAGAGAAGCAGCAGCAGGGACAUUCUGAGCCAAGUCACGCUGAACAUAAAGCAAGGGAUUCUGCUCCGGCUGAUUGUGAAGAGUGUAUUGAGGCCGCUAAGGAGGAUCAACCUGCUAAUGAGGCUACAUAG